Notolabrus celidotus (New Zealand spotty) is the source of this 5355-nucleotide messenger RNA. It is a transcript of the gene capn1, whose product is annotated as calpain 1. The record is from RefSeq and is a predicted model, not a curated record. Bases 573 to 2693 code for a protein of 706 amino acids. Gene Ontology annotation, biological process: proteolysis. Gene Ontology annotation, cellular component: cytoplasm. The transcript has 22 exons. Gene Ontology annotation, molecular function: calcium-dependent cysteine-type endopeptidase activity; calcium ion binding. NCBI's taxonomy places the organism in Eukaryota, Metazoa, Chordata, Actinopteri, Labriformes, Labridae.
CUAAAUAAUAACCGCUGGCACAGAGAAGGGGAGGGGACGAGCCUCCACUAAACAUGGAAGGGAAAAGAGAAAGCCAAGUUGCACAUUGAAUGUCUAAAUGUCUGCUUUUACAAGGGAACACUCGACAAGGGUUUACCUACUGGUGGGACAAGGAAGAAACUGAAACCCUGCACUCCUUUUGGCUUCUUGGACAAAAAAUAGCAACCAACAGGGAUUGGUUGAACAAGAUCUGACCUCGCUGGAAAAGGACAUUUUCUUCUGGAACAUAUUUUAAGCCCCUUCUUUGUGAUUGUUAUUGGAUUUGAAGCUUCCAGCUACAGCCAAACCACAAGUACCGCAACUUAACAGAGGCCUGUCUUGUCAAUAUUUGAUAGCUUCUAAAUGGCUACGGAUUUUACAUCCUGAUUUAUGAGCCUUUAAAGCUAUUACAACCUUCUUCAAGAGUUCAAUACAAAAUUGAAGCUACAGUAGGUCACAGUUGCCUCAUAAGUUAUUGAUACGUCUCAACAUCUUUUUGUAUCACCCAACAAAAAGUGACAGUCCACCCUGCGCUCUUAACUCGACAAUUCAGGAUGGAGACGCACAUCUACUCGGCUACAGGCAUGGCCGCCAAGCUGAGAAGCCAAUGGGAUCGCGAUGAGGGUUUGGGACAGAACCACAACGCCUUCAAGCUCCUGGGUCAGGACUACGGUUCCCUGAGAGCACAGUGCCUCCAGAGUGGGAGGCUGUUUGAGGAUAAUUUGUUCCCCUGUGCUGCAUCGUCUUUGGGAUUCGAGGAGCUGGGACCGAGAUCGUCCAAGACCCAAGGAGUGCGCUGGAUGAGGCCCACGGAGUUCUGCAAGCGGCCUGAGUUCAUCGUAGACGGAGCCACUCGCACAGACAUCUGUCAGGGAGCUCUGGGUGACUGCUGGCUCCUGGCAGCCAUCGCCUCGCUGACCCUGAAUGACAACCUCCUGCACAGGGUGGUCCCUCAUGGACAGGGCUUCGGGCAGGGAUACACCGGCAUCUUUCACUUCCAGUUCUGGCAGUUUGGCGAGUGGGUGGAGGUCGUGAUCGACGACCGGCUGCCAGUGAAGGAUGGGAAGCUGCUGUUCGUCCACUCUGCAGAGGGGACCGAGUUCUGGAGCGCACUGCUGGAGAAGGCCUACGCUAAGCUGAACGGCUGCUACGAGGCUCUGUCGGGCGGCAGCACGUCAGAAGGCUUUGAGGACUUCACAGGCGGUGUAACGGAGAUGUUUGAGCUGAGUAAAGCCCCCUCCGACCUCUUCAGCAUCAUCAGCAGAGCCAUAGAGAGAGGAUCUCUCCUGGGCUGCUCUAUAGACAUCACCAACACCAAAGACAUGGAGGCAGUUACAUUCAAGAAGCUGGUGAAGGGACACGCCUACUCUGUGACCGGUGUGGACGAGGUGGUGUACAGAGGAAGUAUGACCAAGCUGGUUCGCAUCAGAAACCCAUGGGGAGAAGUGGAAUGGACUGGAGCCUGGAGCGACAACUCCAGAGAGUGGGACAAUGUGGAUCGCUCCGUCAAAAGUCGACUACAGAACCGGAGUGAGGACGGAGAAUUCUGGAUGUCGUUCAGCGACUUCCUGCGAGAGUUCAGCCGUCUGGAGCUCUGCAACCUGACGGCCGACGCUCUGCAGAACAGCCAGCUGAAGAAAUGGAGCUCCUCGCUCUACCAGGGCGAGUGGAGGAGGGGCAGCACUGCCGGAGGCUGCAGGAACUUCCCAGCAACCUUUUGGCUGAACCCUCAAUUCAAGCUUGCGCUGCAGCACCCGGACACUCCCGGCCAAUCAGAUUGCAGCUUUUUGGUCGGCCUCAUGCAAAAGGACCGCAGGAAGAAACGUCGGGAAGGCAAAGACAUGGAGACCAUUGGGUUUGCAGUCUAUGAGGUUCCACGGGAGUUUGUGGGCAGAUCAGGGGUCCACCUGAAGCGUGAGUUCUUCCUCACGCACGCCUCCAGUGCUCGCUCAGAGCUCUUCAUCAACCUGAGGGAGGUCAGCUCGCGGUUGAGUUUGCCGGCCGGGGAAUACAUCAUCGUCCCGUCCACCUUCGAGCCGCACAAAGAGGCCGACUUUGUCCUCAGGGUUUUCUCUGAGAAACCCGCCAACUCUGAGGAGCUUGAUGAUGACAUAAAAGCAGAACUUCCACCGGAGACGGAGGUAGAUGAGAGCCAGAUCGACGACGGCUUCAAGAAUCUCUUCAGACAGCUGGCAGGGCCGGACAUGGAGAUCAGUAUUACAGAACUGCAAACCAUUCUGAACAGGAUCAUCAGCAAACAUAAAGACCUGAAGACAGACGGCUUCGGUAAAGAAGCUUGUCGCAGCAUGAUCAACCUCAUGGAUACGGACGGCAGUGGAAAGCUUGGCCUGACAGAGUUUCAUGUUCUUUGGGAGAAGAUUAAACGAUACCUGACUGUGUUCAGGCAGUUUGACCUGGACAAAUCGGGCACUAUGAGCUCCUAUGAGAUGAGGAUGGCUCUUGAAUCUGCAGGUUUCAAGCUAACCAACCAACUGUUCCAGCUGAUCAUCCUGCGAUACACAGAGGCAGACAUGGCUGUUGACUUUGACAACUUUGUUACCUGUCUGGUCAGACUGGAGACUAUGUACAAAACCUUUAAGUCAAUGGACACAGAUAACGACAAUGUUAUAUCCCUCGACUUCUUUCAGUGGAUCACCCUGACCAUGUUUGCCUAGAGCUGAGUGGACUCUUCUGUCACCGUUGCCCUGCGUCCUGCAGCAGCUCCAGGCCUCAGCAUGAGUCAUCUCAGAAGUGCCUUUUUCUGCACCAGUUCUUCCUGUGAGGCCCUCAGACGCUUAAAGACUGUAAAUCCAUCUUUACAGUGCCUACAUUGGAAACCUGUGCUAAUCUUUUUAAUCUGUCGCCUGGAUGCUUCCUUCUCGUAGCCUGGCAGUGAAUUCUGUUGUAGCACUGACUGUUAGCUAGGCCGACUGUUUUUACGCUGUACAUACGUUUCUUUAUGGCAUAACUACGUUGGGAGCAUAGAUAAACAUAUUGGUUACUUUUCAGUGUAUAGGAACAACAAAGUACUGGGUUUUUUGUGCCAUUGUGGAGCUCCCAGGAGUAAAAAACAUCUAUCUUUUUGUAUUUUCGAUCCAAAGCCAAAAGAAGCUAGCUUAACUGCCAGGUUCCAAAACACCAAACAUCACACUUAAAACUAACUGAAAGUAAAAACUAGGUGAUCAUACACAUUAAUUAGAGUGCCCACAGAUCAAGAGGGUUAACUGUACAUUGUUUUACUUUCAAAGGACUAGCUGUUCAUUUGAAUAUUUUCAGUAGAGGUUCCAUCCAUGGGUCUAUCUGUCUGAUUCAACUUUCAUUCAGUUAUUCUUAUCCAAAAUUGUCUGAUUUGGUAUUUGCUAGGGAUGCACCGAUUUGAUCCUGGUAUCGGAUAUCUGCCAGAUCGGACUCAAAAAGCUAGAUCGGAUAUCAGUGACAAGGGGCCGAUACAUAGUGCUGAUUCAUAUGGCACAUCUAUUCAUCUUAGUUCUAUGCGUUUUUGUGUUUACAACAGCCAUGUGCGUCUCCUACGUCAUCAGCUACAGCCGGUCUGUGCAUUUUCUUACCCAGCAGAGCAUGAUGGAAGAUAACUACAAGGCUCUGUAGUUUAGCUGCAUGUCACGCUUCUUUUGCUAACAACUCCGCUGGAAACUUGCAACAUGUGCAGCGCUAAUGUUUAGACGGAUCGGCUAGUAUCAGUAUUGGCAGAUACCAAAGCCCAGGUAUCGAUAUCGGUAUCGGGACCUAAAAAGUAGGAUUGGUGCAUCCCUAGUAUUUGCCUGUGUAUUAUGACUAGUCUAGUGCAGCUAAGCUCAGCUAAGCUAGGCUAUGCUAAGCUAGGUUACGCUAUGCUAAUUAGAAUAACAAAACUUUUUCAACUUUAAUUGUUCUCAUGCCCUCACUCCCAAGUUUGCCAUACUCAACAAGCCAAGUUGCCAACUAGAACUUCAAAACCUUACUUUUCUUUGAUUACGCUUCACUGUUACUCAACCAAUACAAUUAUUUUUGCUCCGGUAACUCAAUGUCGAACCAAAAGUUAAGUCUGCGAGUUUUGGUCAAUCAAAGGUGGUGAACUUGAAAGUAAAUUAGUGGUUUUUAAAUUUUAUAUAUAUAUUUUUUAUAUUAGGAAUUGGCAAUCAAUGAUUAUUAAUCAAAGCUAACUGUUGGAUGAAAAUGUGUAUAUAGUAAUUGAUUGGUUUUAAGGGAUACUGAAGCGUGGGAACAUUCAUCUCUAGAAAAAAUGAUACUUCUGCAUAGACUUUCGUUAAAAGUUGUAAGUCAAUGAGUGAAAAGGUCCUGUGUCUAGCACAUAAAGAGUCCAGAAAAUGAGGACAACCCAAAAAUGUGCAGAAAUGCUCCUUACAGCUGAUUCUUGGUGUCAAGGCAGGCUGGAUGUACUUCAUAUGGACAGUUCAGAGUGUACUCAACGCCCCAUUUUCAGCAUCUAUGAAUGAUCUGCACUCCGCCUCAGUUGCCAGUCAGGCGUUUUCUGUUUACAUCUUGUGCCAAACGUAGCUUCCACCUGAGCAUUAAGGGUCCAAUGAAUGACCCUGCAGUGCUGACACUGAAGUUGUGUGCUGUAUCAUAAGAGAAUAUGUUUCGUUAUAUAUCUUAAAAGCUAAUUCUGUUUAGCUUCAAGACUUACAGAACUUGCUUAUAUUUAUGCAUGACUCUUUUUACUGACUGUUGUUGCAAAAUAUGGAGAAAAAAAAAACACUUUUUCCUGAUGGCUGGAACUGAAUGUGGUAGCUGUUUUAGAAGGGAUGAGUGAGCCUUGUUAAAGUUUACCUUUCAAAGGGAACAAGAACAGUCAAUAAUGAGGUGAAGGUUAAUUAUUAUGCAAGAUGAAUGGAUAUGUUGUGUGCAUGCUUUUUGACAAUGUUGUCUGCCUGCCUUUUUUUCUUUUUAACCUGGGAAGCAAGUGUUCGGUUUUUUUCUUCAGUAAUGUCACUUUUAAAAAAGUCUCUUAAGUAUUUAGGAUCUACGUGUAAUGUGUCAUACUUUGUUAUCAAGAAAGUGUUUCAAACACAGAAAUAUAUUCAUCUGCCAAGGUUUAUAUUCUCCUGCAUAUUUUUUUUACGUGGAGGAAUUCAAUUUGAGAUAUUAAAAUCAAGAAGAAGCGACCACAGAACCCCUGACUUUACGUGACCCCAGAAAUGCCAGCAUUCUUAUCUUCACUUUUUGCAGUGUAAUGCUUAUAUAACAUUAACUACCGUUUACACAAGUAACAUUCAGGGCCCCUUUGGACCCAUUCAUCAAGCAGUGAAUUGAUUUACUGUACAGUGUGUCUGUUUAACUUCAGUGCAUGCACUGAUAAUAAAUUUGAGGAGGAUUUUA